Molecule: messenger RNA, 810 nt
Organism: Miniopterus natalensis
Lineage: Eukaryota; Metazoa; Chordata; Mammalia; Chiroptera; Miniopteridae
Source: RefSeq, a predicted model, not a curated record
AUGCUGAACUUUACUUUUGUUCUUUGGAAUGUUGGAUAUUUCUUAUAUACAUAUGGCACCAUCUUCAUUAUUAUCUUAAUUAUCUGGCAAGUGAAAAGGAGUUACCAUAGAUUAAGGUUGGAACCUAAAAGGAGCUGCUGCCUGUAUCAACAAGAACUCAGGCAAAGCGCUGGAGAUGCAGCAUCAAGAGCUAGGAAACAUUCCUGCAAAGAAGCUGAGAAGCCAUGGGAGCUGCUCUCUGUCAUGAAAAGCCAGAGUUGGCUUCCUCAGGAGGGAAGUGUGCGGAGGCUCCUGUGUGCAGAUACCUGCUGCCAAAUCUGCAAUGCCAUGGCUCUGGAGAUCCAGCGCUUGCUGCCCAGCCUUCCAGAAUUGGGCUUGAGAAAUAAGAUGAAAUCCCUUCUGCGGUACAUAAACCUCAAAGCAAAAGGCAAAGGGCACAAAGACUCCAUGUUUUCGACGGCUGCAAAAGUGGUCAACACCAGAAAAGAUAAUGUAGAAAAGAGGUUGGCUCCAGCCAAAAGUCCCAUGGAGCAAACUAAGAUAGAGAAGAAGACAAGGGAGGACCCCAAAGCCCAAUCUCCCCCUAGUGAGAAGCAGGUGGACCUGGCCUUGGAUAGCUCCCAUUUCUCACACAAUAAGCUCAGGCACCGCUCCUGCUCCCAUCAGCUCCACUCUGCCUCAAGCUUGGGUCAACCCAGCCACUGCCUUCGGCACUGUCAAGUGGUUUGUGCCACCCAACCAGGAACACACCCUAACUCUCUCACUUCAGAAGGAAAUGCUGUCCUGCUCAAGAAGACCCAGAACAGUUGA